Girardinichthys multiradiatus is the source of this 3909-nucleotide messenger RNA. RefSeq names its product dendritic cell-specific transmembrane protein. NCBI's taxonomy places the organism in Eukaryota, Metazoa, Chordata, Actinopteri, Cyprinodontiformes, Goodeidae. The transcript is spliced from 4 exons. Gene Ontology annotation, cellular component: membrane. Bases 150 to 1592 code for a protein of 480 amino acids. The record is from RefSeq and is a predicted model, not a curated record.
UGAACUGGAUGAUGAUGGAAUACAUUCGGACUUUAUUGAACUGGAAGUAAAUGGACUGGAUGUAACUGGAUUUGUAUUGGACCUCUCUAUCUUCUUACUGUGGAAUCUGAUUUUGUGCUCCUGUUGUUGCCAAUAAACAUCUGUUCUCCAUGAUGCUGCUCUCAUGGAUCUCUGUGAAGCAACACUUUGAGGAGACUGUUUCUCAGGCAUUAGAUGUCUUUACCACUGGUGAAAGAAAAAGUUGGAGAAGGACCCUCAUCCUCCUCAUCACCUGCAUCUUAUCGAGCCUACUGCUCAGCUCCCUGCUCCUCCUGUACCUCCUUUUUGCUGUGGACUACGAGCUGGUAGUGGCCAGUGGGAUUGCUGGCUGCUUCGGGGUUUUACUAAAUGUUGCCCUUUUCCUUUCAAAUAGAGUGAGAUGUUUGGGGACUCUGUUUGUGAUGUCUAUUUUCAUGAAGAAGAGCCGGAACUUGCUGCUGACUGCUGGAACGAGUUUAGUUGUUCUUAAAAAUAUUCAAAACACUAUGAGGAAUCUCAGCCGCCUAACACAGAGUAUGAUCUGCAACCUGAAGGCAAAGAAAGCAUCCAUUGUUGCUCCAUUUAGCAACUAUGUCAAGAUGUUGGAGUGGAUUGGAGGCAUCCUCAAAGGAGUUACAGACCUUGGAGUUGUCAACCUUGACUCAAAAUUGAAGGUUUCACCAAGAAUAGAAUCAGAAGUGUUCAGGUUGAAACUGAGUGAGGCCGAGCAGAAGCUGAAUGAGACUGUAAAAUAUGUUCAAGGUGUCAUGGAAACAGUUUCCUCUGUGACAGACAAGAUGUUUCCUGCCAUCAGCUUUGUCGUGCUAAUGAUGUUCAUAGCUUUGCGCAUCAAAAAAUAUUGCAAUGACUUGAAAUAUGAAAAUAGCUACAUAAGCAGGAGGUUUGUUCUGUAUGAUGAGAAGCAGAAGGCUGAAGGGAAGCCCCACGUUCUCCCCCUCAACCCGAAGGAAGAGAAGCUUUACAUCUCCAUUCCUUCAGCCCAUCCCACCACCAGGGAGGGAAAAGCCAUGCUGAAAUUUGGAGUCCCAGUAAUCUCCCACUUUGUAGCUUGGACCAUUUUUAUAACAGUGGAUGCCUUGUUGUACUGCUUUGUUGAUAUUGUUACGAAAAGGUUAUCAGAGCUGAAGCCAUUCCAUGUCCCACUGAUGAUCAGUUUCAAAGGAAUUGCAACUUUGAUAGGUAUACCAAUUGAUGAAGAAAACCAUCAAAUGGAUUUUUCCUACUCUGUGACCUUGUUUGAGAGUAAAUGCCUCCCUGAACCCGAGCUGCUGUUGCAUUACUCUAUAUUACCCUUGAGUGCCAUCCUCAUCAGCCUGCUCAUUAUGGCUCUAAUGGCGGCUAAAAUCUCCCAGCUCAGGCUAAUGGUCUGUGAUCGGUUCUUUUCUGAUGCAAGCGAUGCAAGGGUGGAGUUCCUGCAUCGCAAAAUCCUGCGGAAAAGGUCAAAAAUGGUCAAGGAAGGAAAUGAAUGCAGCAUUAUGUCAUUUAUUAUAAAGCUACAUUUCUGGUGUCCGAUGCUCAUCCGACCCAAAGAUGAUCGUCAGACUAUUACUUAAGGAUAUGGUUCUCUUUACCCAUCAUUCUUUCCAGCACAGACCAGUGCAGGUCCGUUUAAAAUAUUGCAAGUGUUUUCACUUUACAGAAAUCAUGGAUCAUGGCAUUUGAAGGAUACUUUUCUAUUUUUUGCUACAUGGAUGCACUGAACCUAGAAUCAACCGCAUUUUUCUUGGUCUAGAUUAGUGAUGUCUUGAACUGACCCAAGAUAUUGACUUGAGGUCCCAUUCAUUGAUUUUCAAUUGCUGGUACCUGACAAAACUCAACUUCCAAGACUUAUUCGACAGGUCCAGUUCUCUAUGAUAUUGUCAGCUGCACCUCAAGUGACCCAUUUGUCCCUGUUCUGCAUAACCAGUUGUUAAAAAUAACAUCUGGGAUAACUACACUACGGACCAUGCGUAUUAUUUGGUUGGUCCACCAAGACUGGGUUUUAAGAUGAUGCUCACAGUGAAAUAAAAACUGUACUGGCUGCUGCAGCUCCUGGUCUGUGCCAUGUGGCCAACUCUAUGCUGUGCACAGGUAUUCCCAUCUGUUUGGAGCUACACAGAGAGUACCUGAAACACGUUUUGAAUUGUAUGAUAUUCAAAACAAAGCACUACGUUUCCGGAGCAAGAGUACAACUUUUUGGUAAGAUUUUUUUGUUUAACUAGAACCAAAGUUAAAUAUGUUACAAACUGAAUGAUCAACAAGUCAUAUUAAAACACAGUGUAAACAUGCUAGCAUAAGCCUAGCACUUCAAUAAACUGCUCUGGUUGAAAACAUCAUCAACAGCAACAAGAAGUAAGAUCACUGAAGAACACUGACGACAUGGCAAAUGAAUUAAUAGUUUUGUUACAAAUUGACCAAAAUUGACCAAAGUUGGCCAAAAAGGUGUUUCUCAUCUGCAGAUCCUGGAUGAAACAUAGUGUGUUAUUUUACAGCAUAUACAUGGUUUUGAAUUUAAUGAAAGGACUCGGUUUUGGCCAAUGCAUAAUCUUAAAUGAUUUGGAUAAGUUAUGGGGGACAAAAACAUCCUGAUCAAGACAUUCCCAGAUAGAUAAUCUGAUUAUUCACACAAAUGCAUAGAGGUCACUGUGUUCAACUUCCCAGUGAAAAAGUUGCAUCAAGGUGCUUUAAGCAGUCAUGCUUAGACGUGUUCGGGCAGACGUUGGUAGAGGCGGCCAUCCAAGACUCCAAGUUACCUUCUUGAGUUCUAACUACAACUCUCAGUUUUGCACCAGCUACAGACACCAAAACCGUAGACCGUAAACUCAUUUGUCUUUGGUAUCAUUUUGGAAUGAGACAAGAACACAUUACGUAAAGCAGACAGAUCUAUUGACCUGACAUACAAAUGUGUGAGAAAAUGAACACAAUAAACAUAUUACAUUAAAUUGUAAUGUCACUGGGUUUGUUGCACUAUAUCUACAUGUAUCUAAAACCAAAAAGGAAGAGGAUAUGAAAUAAUUAAAUUCAGCUUCACUGAGUGCUAAUUUACAUUAUGUAAGAAGACAGAUAAUAUUAUUUAAGGAAUACCAUGUGUAGUGGCUAUAUUUGACAUGUUUGUGUUAUAAAUAGAUAUACGUGUAGUCUUUAUGUUUCUUUACAGACCGAAUGCUGCAAGUAUCCUCAAAUGCAAUGAGAAAUAUCCAGAUUUUACAUCUGUGUAUGAUGCAGGGGGUAGAGCUGCUCCAAUUGCUUAUAUAAUCAAUGACAGAUAUACCCUACAUGUGCAGCAAGCAGAACUGUGUUCUUUUCUUCAAUGCGCUGUCAUUUCCUAUAGAGAUCUUCCAGGAGCUUCUUUGGCUCUCUUAGUGCUCACAGCCAGCUUAGACUGAGAAAGGUGUUGAAUCAAAAAGGUCAAAAGCUGUCGACUUGAAUGCUUGCCCUUGGCAAUAAAUCCUGAUAGAAAAGAUAUGAAUGGUGUAAUGUUUGUUGCACAGUGUACCAUUUGGGAAACAGACAUAUAAAUAAAUGAACUCUUAAUAAGAAAAUUACUUAUAACUGAAAAGUCAGCCUUUACAAGCCCCAAUAUCUGCUUUGUCCUUUCAAUAAUUUAGCAUCUGUAGAUGGUGAAGGUAGAAUAAACCUUGAUAUUUUGCAUUGGAAUGUGUUUUCAAAUUCCUUUGAUCAAUUUGAUUUUCAGAGUUUUUUGGGCUCUGUUGAUGUUUUUGUCCCUAAAGCAUGAAGGAUAAAUUUCAAAAGAACUAUUCAGCACUAUAUUUCAUAGAAUCACAGUUCUGGAAACAGUUUUGUACUAAAGUGCCAUUUCGUAAUGUGUGUAUAGUCAAGGUUGUACAUUUGUGAAAAUAAACAACAGUUUGUUCCUGUCCUUUUUUAAUA